UAACACGAAUUAAUUUUCUAGUAUGAAAGUUUCAAACUUUCAGUCCCCUACGAUAAGAAUUGAGAAAGACGAGUUAUAGCAUUACGGCCACUGUUCUGACCCACUUGACCAAAAGAAUCAGACUAUAAUUUUCUAGUCGUCCUAACUAGUCAAGAAACAAUUUUCCGAGUACAAACUGAAAAUACCUUUCCUUCAUCAAGUUCACUGGUGUGUUUAAUGGACAAACAACCAUAGUGCACCAACGCAGCUUACUUUUGGAGUUUUAAGAUGGCGCCUCUCUCUGUUUUACUAUUCUUUCUUUUCUCUCAUCUUCCGUUUCUUUACUCUGCUGAAACAUCGAAAUACCCCUCUCCUUGUCCAAACUUCAAAUGUGGAAAAUUGGGCGAUAUUAGGUUUCCUUUCACUCCAGCAACGAACCCGGCCUGUGGGCUGUUGAAAGUAAAUUGUAGCGACCACAAGAUCCAACUGCAGAGGCGAGGAAGAUGGUAUAAAGUUGAGAACAUCUCUGAGGCUGACACCAUUUCUAUCAGUGAUUCAGAACUUCAGAAUCAUUUGGAUAAAGAACGAUGUGAUUUCUUUGAGGAAUUCUCUACUCCCCGCUCUAGAAUGGUCUCUUUCCAAUUUGUACCUAAUAUUACCUUGUUCAAAUGCAACCGCAGCUUCAACAGCACUCACGGCUCUGGUUUUAGUUAUGAUACAACUUGUAACAAUAGUCUUUAUUUUAAUCACACAAAUGGUAGUAAUCCAAGUUUUCUUCCUCAUAGCUGUUCAACCAUUCUCCUCCCAGGACUUUGGGUUCGAAAUCACAAUCACUACGACAUAAAAUUGAAGUUUCAAGCUCGAGUAUAUGUAUCUCUUGAAUGUAGCAGUUGUCAUUUUGAAAGAGGAGGUCAAUGUGAAAUUAAGAGCAAUGGAGAUUUUUUCUGUGCUAAUGCAAGAAGACCUGCCAAAGGUGUUCAGGAUGACGCAGGGGGACAAAAAUGGGGAUGGCGACAAACACUAGCUUUAGUUCUUGGACUUGCUGCAAUAAUGGUUAUUUCACCGACCAUAAUUUUAAUCUGGUGUCGAUAUGAGAGAAAAUAUUCCUCCUCAAACUUCAUCCCAUCAAAUAAUUCUUAUGAUCCCUCCACAAAGUCAGAAAUCGAAGGGGGCAGUGUCUACUCUGGUGUCCCCAUCUUCCCCUAUACCGAAGUUGAAGAAGCCACAAGUAACUUCGAUUCUCAAAAGGAACUUGGAGAUGGAGGUUUUGGGGCUGUGUACUAUGGCAAACUUCAAGACGGACGUGAAGUUGCAGUCAAGCGCCUAUAUGAUCACAACUAUAAAAGGGUUAAGCAAUUCCUCAAUGAAAUUGAAAUCCUUAGACGCCUGCACCACAGAAAUCUCGUGUCCCUCUAUGGUUGCACUUCACUGUGCAGUCGUGAACUCCUCCUUAUCUAUGAAUAUGUUCCAAAUGGCACUGUCGCUGAUCAUCUCCAUGGUGAUCGAGCCAAGUCUGGUUCUCUCACCUGGCCCAUUCGGAUGAGGAUUGCCAUAGAAACAGCUAGUGCAUUGGCUUACCUUCAUGCUUCUGACAUCAUUCAUCGAGAUGUGAAAACAGACAACAUUCUCCUUGACAACGAUUUCAGUGUGAAAGUUGCAGAUUUUGGGCUUUCCAGAUUGUUCCCAAUUGAUGCUACUCAUAUCUCAACUGCUCCACAAGGAACUGCUGGCUAUGUUGACCCUGAAUACUACUACUGUUACCAGCUAACUGAUAAGAGCGAUGUCUAUAGCUUUGGUGUUGUCCUUGUUGAGCUCAUAUCAUCAAUACCCGCUGUUGAUAUAACAAGGCAUAGGGAUGAGAUUAAUUUGGCCAAUUUAGCAAAAAAUAAGAUUCAAAGGUGUGAAUUUGAUGAGUUGAUUGACCCAUCUCUUGGGUACAAGUUAGACAAGGAAGUUAAAAGAAUGACAACUUCAGUUGCAGAGUUGGCUUUUCUAUGUUUACAACAAGGUAAGGAAAUGAGACCUUCUAUGGAUGAUGUACUGGAGCAACUACAGAGAAUUGAAAGUGGAGAAUAUGCGUUGGACAGCCUGGAGGAGUAAUAUCAUACUUAGGUAGACCUCCAACAGAUUGUAUUGCCGAAGAAUAUUCUGCCACUACCAUCACUAGAUUUUGCAACUGACAAGUGGGUUAGUGGUUGUUGACUACUUGUUCUGCUUCACCUUAUGUGCUGAUUAAAUAUCGAGUCAGGUGAUGACAACAUCUAUCUAAAUACUCAUUGUUUAAUGUGAGCCAGUAAAAAAUGGGGUUUUUUUCAUAGAGAGAUGGAUUUAAGGAACAGUAUUGAUAGGAUAUAUGUUUAUAGCACCUAAAAUUAGGUGGGGCUUUAUAAUUAUUCUUAUAUUCAUAUGUUGGAGAGAUCAAUUUCAGAUUAUGACCUUUUUCAAGCCA
Hevea brasiliensis (rubber tree) is the source of this 2428-nucleotide messenger RNA. RefSeq names its product LEAF RUST 10 DISEASE-RESISTANCE LOCUS RECEPTOR-LIKE PROTEIN KINASE-like 1.1. Bases 268 to 2079 code for a protein of 603 amino acids. Gene Ontology annotation, molecular function: ATP binding; protein kinase activity; polysaccharide binding. NCBI's taxonomy places the organism in Eukaryota, Viridiplantae, Streptophyta, Magnoliopsida, Malpighiales, Euphorbiaceae. The transcript has 4 exons. The record is from RefSeq and is a predicted model, not a curated record. Gene Ontology annotation, biological process: protein phosphorylation.